GAAAACAAGUUACCUGAACCUCAACCUUCAACUACUACUUCAAAAGAGCAAACUAAUACUUUAAAAGAACAUAGCAUUGCAUCUCAAAGUUCUUUUUUAACCACUAGAACUAAUGAGAAUACCAAUGCAAAAACUGACCUAAGCUCAGACAUAAUGGAUGUAGACUACAAAUCUCAAGUCUAA
This is a messenger RNA of Scutellospora calospora, 183 nucleotides long. The record is from the annotation of a GenBank genome assembly. Lineage: Eukaryota; Fungi; Glomeromycota; Glomeromycetes; Diversisporales; Gigasporaceae.